Molecule: messenger RNA, 1653 nt
Organism: Lontra canadensis (Northern American river otter)
Lineage: Eukaryota; Metazoa; Chordata; Mammalia; Carnivora; Mustelidae
Gene: LSP1
Product: lymphocyte specific protein 1
Exons: 11
Coding region: 55-1125 (356 amino acids)
Biological process (GO): signal transduction
Molecular function (GO): actin binding
Source: RefSeq, a predicted model, not a curated record
UCCCCAGGGCUGGGGUCAGGCCAGGUCGCCGGCCCGCGGGUGGCCGCCAGCAGCAUGAGCGGCUCGGCCCUCCUGAGGAGUUCCAGCAAAUGGGGCCUGGACAAGCUGGUGAGGCUCACCACUCAGUGGAGCGUGGAAGAUGAGGAAGAGGCCGCCCGGGAGCGGCGCCGUCGGGAGAGGGACAGCAAGCUGCAGGCCCAGGACGAGGACGGGGGCAGCCGGGCCCCCCAGCUGCCUGAGCAGGAGACCCUCCUCAGCCUGAAGCCCGCAGAGGCUCCGGAACCGGAUGAGGAUGAGGGUUUCAGCGACUGGUCCCAGAAGCCUGAGCAGCAGCAGCAGCACUGGGGGGCUGGGGAGGCCCCUUGGGGCGAGAGUCCAGAGGGCCGGCAAGAGGAAGAGGACAGGCCCCACCAGCACACCUGCGGGAGCCAGGAUGGAGAUGAGCAGAGCCCAGCCAGCGUUCGCCCAGAGGAGCUGUGUCUGAGCCCCAGCUCUGAGCUCCAGGUGGGGCCGGGAGCAGAGGAGACCCAGUCCAGGAGCCCGGAGGGGACCAUCCAGGACAGCCUGCGGCCAGGAGACGCUGGAGAGACAGAAGAGCAGCACCACAAAAGCCAGCAGCCCAGGACACCCAGCCCCCUGGUCUUGGAGGGCUCUACCGAACAGGGCUCACCUCCCCUGAGCCCCAGCACCAAACUCAUCGACAGAACCGAGUCCCUGAACCGCUCCAUCAAGAAGAGUAACAGUGUGAAGAAGGCCCAGCCAGCCCUGCCCAUCUCCAAGAUCGACGAGCGGCUGGAGCAGUACGCUCAGGCCAUCGAGAGUGCCGGCCGGGCCUCCAAGCUAACGCGCCAGCCCUCCAUCGAGCUGCCCAGCAUGGCUGUGGCUAGCACCAAGAGCCGGUGGGAGACGGGAGAGGUGCAGGCCCAGUCCACGGCCAAGGCCUCCUCCUGCAAGGAUAUUGUAGCUGGAGACAUGAGCAAGAAAAGCCUCUGGGAGCAGAAAGGAGGCUCCAAGGCACCAUCAACAAUGAAGCAGAGCACCCCAUCUGGAAAGAGGUACAAGUUCGUGGCCACCGGACAUGGGAAGUAUGAGAAGGUGCUCGUGGACGAGGGCUCAGGGCCCUAGGCGGCCCUUCCUGGGGCAGGAAAGGGACUGUCACUGGUGAUUGACCCAAGGAGCCACCCCUCACAGAGGCCAAGGGUUCCCAAGGAAGGCCCAGGAUGGGCCGAGAGAGAACACCUGCUGGGGGAUCUCCAGGUCAAGAGACAGCACCUCCUGCACCACACGCUCAGGCCCCUGCCGGCCCCCAAGCCCUGCUUGCAGCCUCCUCCUAGUGAGAUAAAGCCCUCGUGUGUUCCAAACGCUCAUUCUGUGUUCACUAACUGGGGGAGGGACAAGGGAGCGGUGUCGGCCCAGGCGGGGAGCCCUCCCCACCCACCCUGGACAGUGGUAGCACCCAGGCCCCCGGCCUCCAGGUUCCGACACCCUGUCCUGUCCCAUGGCCUUCUGCAGUGUUAGACUCUGGGAUCUGAGGUGUAUGGUGGCUUAAGUCCGGGGCUCAUGAUGGCUGAGAUCCAGUCCUCCUCUCCCAGAGCACCUGUGAUGCUUCCCCCUUGACUGGCCUGAUUAAACUUUACUGCGCUUGAAACAGUG